AGGGUGCUGCCGUCUGGGAAGGAAGUCUGUGAGCCCUCUCUCCCUUUUUAACAUGAGAAUUCGAAAGCAGCGGGGGAAGUGAUGCUGGACCUAUCACAGCAUUGCUAACAGGCAGCCUAUUACAGUAUUUAAUAAAAACAGAAACAGCAUGCCUAUCAUAGGCUAAUAAAUCCUACCUCCUGCACGCUCUGAAACAGUGGGAAGCAGCUUUCACGGAGCUCCAGGCAACUAAUUCCAAGCAUGGCUGUCUAGCGUGCCUGUCACUCCCAUUGUCCUUCCAAACUCUCAGGCAUUUUGAGCAGGGAGUAUGAAAGCUCUGAGUUAGAAAGGGUUGUGGCAUUAGUGCCCACAAAGGCUGUGGGCACAGGAGGUGAUGACGGUCACCGGUGGCUGUUUGGAGGGCUGCGCUGGAUCGCUGUCAGGAAAAACUGAGCGUGGCUUUUGAGGAAGAUGUGACGGCUGCCAGAGGUCUUUCUGCCAAUCCUCCAGGACACCCACCAUAAGGAGAGGAGACCCUGGACCAACAUCCUCUAAGAUGUUUAUAUGGACCAGCGGCCGGACGUCUUCUUCCUACAGACAUGAUGAGAAAAGAAAUAUUUACCAGAAAAUCAGGGACCAUGACCUCCUGGACAAAAGGAAAACAGUCACAGCCCUGAAGGCAGGAGAGGACCGAGCCAUUCUCCUGGGACUGGCCAUGAUGCUGUGCUCCAUCAUGAUGUACUUUCUGCUGGGAAUCACACUCCUGCGCUCGUACAUGCAGAGCGUGUGGACCGAAGAGUCUCAGUGCACCUUGCUGAACGCGUCUAUCACGGAAACAUUUAAUUGCUCCUUCAGCUGCGGUCCAGACUGCUGGAGACGCUCCCAGUACCCCUGCCUCCAGGUGUACGUGAACCUGACUUCUUCCGGGGAAAAGCUCCUCCUCUACCACACAGAAGAGACGAUAAAAAUCAAUCAGAAGUGCUCCUAUAUACCUAAGUGUGGAAAAAACUUUGAAGAAUCCAUGUCCCUGGUGAAUGUUGUCAUGGAAAAUUUCAGGAAGUACCAACACUUCUCCUGCUAUUCUGACCCAGAAGGAAACCAGAAGAGCGUCAUCCUAACCAAACUCUACAGUUCCAACGUGCUGUUCCAUGCGCUCUUCUGGCCCACCUGUAUGAUGGCUGGGGGCGUGGCAAUUGUCGCCAUGGUGAAACUUACACAGUACCUGUCCCUGCUCUGUGAGAGGCUCCAGCGGAUCAAUAGAUAAAUGCAAAAGUGGAUAAAACAAUUUUUGUUAAAGCUCAAAUACUGUUUUCUUUCAUUCUUCACCAAAGAACCUUAAGUUUGUAAUGUGCAGUCUGUUAUGAGCUCCCUAAUAUAUUCUUGUACGUAGAGCAAUAAUGCAAAAGCUGUUCUAUAUGCAAACAUGAUGUCUUUAUUAUUCAGGAGAAGAAAUAACUGUUUUGUGUCAGUUGGUGGUUUCCAUAAUCUUAUUUCUGUGCUGGAACUAGUACUUUCUUCUCUCAGUCCACCAAAAUAAGGCUCAGUUAUUCAUCUGCCAAGCUUUGUGAAGGAAUGUAGGUGACAUCAAUGUGAUAAAGUCUGUGUUCUGAGUUGUCAGAUCUCUUGAAGACAAUAUUUUUCAUCACUCAUCGUUUACUAAAGCUACAGCCAAAAAUAUUUUUUCUUUUCUUGUUCUAAGCUGAGCCCUAUAGCAAGUGAAGGGACCAUAUUUCCUAAUUAAAGGAAGUUAGGUGCUUUCCUUGUAUUUUUUACCAUAUCACUGUAAAGAAGAGGAGAAACCCAGCCAGCUACUUUUUUCCAUCACUUUUUAUUUAUAACUUUAGAUUUUUAAAACUAAUUUCCAAAAUAUAAGCUGUUUUCAUUAGCCAAUUCUAUAAUAUCUUCCCGUGAUUUAUGUAGAAAAUGAACAGACCUCUUUUCCAUUUAAGACCCUGCUACUGUGUGAAGAGAUGAUACUUACAAGGCGUGUCAUUACCUAUGAGCUGACUGAAUCUUGGUAGGUGCUCCAUUACAAUCCAGAAAAGUCUGUGUUACUGAUAUUUGUGUGGAAAUAUUUAUUUCAUUUCAAUUUAACUGUUAGAUGGUAAAAUUAAGAUGCUACUUGCUGGUAAAAAUUGGUGGACUGGUUUCAAUGGGUAAAUCUGUUGUGGCAAAUUAACGUGUUGGAAUAUUGCUCUUUGGGAGUUUAUGUUUAUGAAUGUGUAGUAUCUUCUUCUGACAACUGUUCCCUACUGGGAUUUUAAAGCUAUGUGCACAGAAUAUUUGUCUCUUCUACAUGUUUUAUUUUUCUAUUUACGAUUCCCUUUUUGUUGGUAUAUUUUAUACACUGAACAGAUCUUUUUUCUAACACAUAUUUGAACUGAAUAACAGACAUAAAGCCUUCAUUCACAUUGCUAUUUACUUACUGUGUCUGGGGGAAAAUAGGUGGGAUUGACUUCAAAUAAAAACAUUCCAUCUUUCAUUUAACAUCAACAGCAAAAGAAGAAAACAAACAUCUAUCUUUCUCAUCUAUAUUUAAGUACCUUUUUGUAAUGUAGUAUCAAAGUUUUUUAGGUAUUGCGAAAUUUUACAAAUCAUUUGUGGAAUGAAUGGUAAAACUAAUCUGAUGAAGUGGAAAAUUAUUCUGCAAUAUUGUAAUUCAUAGUUUGACUUUUCAUAAGCAAAUAAAUCUCUAGGAUGUAAUCAGGACUUCAAAUGUGUAAUUAAAUUUUUUUUUAA
Cebus imitator (Panamanian white-faced capuchin) is the source of this 2718-nucleotide messenger RNA. RefSeq names its product potassium calcium-activated channel subfamily M regulatory beta subunit 2 (gene KCNMB2). Bases 536 to 1243 code for a protein of 235 amino acids. Gene Ontology annotation, biological process: detection of calcium ion; potassium ion transport. The record is from RefSeq and is a predicted model, not a curated record. Gene Ontology annotation, molecular function: potassium channel regulator activity; calcium-activated potassium channel activity. Gene Ontology annotation, cellular component: membrane; voltage-gated potassium channel complex. The transcript is spliced from 5 exons. Lineage: Eukaryota; Metazoa; Chordata; Mammalia; Primates; Cebidae.